This is a messenger RNA of Lethenteron reissneri (Far Eastern brook lamprey), 3423 nucleotides long. Its product is annotated as protein kintoun-like. The record is from RefSeq and is a predicted model, not a curated record. Gene Ontology annotation, cellular component: cytoplasm. Lineage: Eukaryota; Metazoa; Chordata; Hyperoartia; Petromyzontiformes; Petromyzontidae.
CCGCUCUGCACCGCCACCUGGUGACGCGUCGCGACGCCUGCGGUUACCGGGGCAACGGGACGCGCGGCCUGGGGUGGUGGAGAGGCCACGAGACGGGACCCCCAGAGACCCCCAGAGACCCCCACAGACCCCCAACACGUGGACAGGGACCAGGAGAGACCCCCACAGACCGAUAGAACUGCCAAGGUGGGAUCAGGGAAACUAAGGAACCCCCCCCCAUAUACCCCGAAGAGGCAUCCCCUUCGAUCCCUCAGACAGGAUCAGGUGACCCUUGUAGAGCCCGGGGUAGUCUCAGGGGACCAAGCGAGAACUCUGGGACCCCCUGGGGGCGAGAGCCGAGGGUCAUGGGGGACGCGGCGGGGCCGUGGGGCCGCGUGGAGGCGCUGGGGGUGACGCGGGAGGAGGCGGCGCGACUCGGCCGCGCCAUGCGGGACCCCGAGUUCCGCGACCUCCUCAUGGAGCACGCCAGGGAGCUGCAGGAGCCGGCCACGCGGGCACGCUACGAGCAGGAGAUGGCCGAGCUGGAGAGGGAGAGGGGGAUGGACGUCACCUUCCUGCACAUCUCCCCAGGCUACGUCCUCAAGGGCUUCAUACGAGGAGAUGGUGCAGCAGCAUCAGGAGGGAGCCACGGUGGCGAGAGAGGUGGCACUGGCACUGCCACCGGCACCGCCGCCACCACCACCAAGGCCUUCAUCAACGUGUGCUGGGUGGACACUGGGCUGGAGCCGCCCUCCGCGGAGCACUCGCCGGCCCGGCCCGGCGGCGUCAUGUGGCGGCUGCCGCACGCGGUGCUGCCGCCGGCGCGGCGCGACGUGGACGGGCGCGGCGCGCCGUGCGCCGUGCACGACGUGGCCUUCCACCGCGACGCCGCCGCCCUCGCCACGGGCCCCGACCCGCGGCUGCGCGCGCUGCUGGACGACACCGCGGCCACCGCCGUGGAGGACGCGCUCGGGGUGCGGUUCGUGAGCCGGCACGACCGCGGCGGCGGUGGCGGCGGUGUCGCCGGCGGCGCCGCAGCGAGGACCGGCGUGGUGCGGCGCAUCAAGGCGACGUACAAGGGAACGCCGCCGCUGCGCUCCCCGGUGCUGCGUAAACCAAGGGCCGGAGCUGGAGAGGGGGCAGCGGCGGCGGCGGAGACGGACGGCGGCUUUCCCUUCCCGCCAGGACUCGAGAUGCCGUACCCGUACUCAGGCGCCACCACCACCACCAACACCACCACCACCAGCGUCCUCAGCACCGGCACAACCGCAACCAAGAUUCACGGCAACCGCAACAGGAGACGCGACGGAGGUGGAGGUGGUGGAGCGGGAGGCGGAGUCCCGGACUCGAGUUCGUGUGCCAGCGAGUCCCCUGCCGUUACGCAGGGGCAGCCCGCCGCAAAGGAUUGUGGGAAAGCUGCAGGGGGGCUGCAGUACACCGUGACGCGCAGAACGUACUCCGACAUGCAGGACUUUGCGGUGGAUGCCGCCCCACGGAGCGCAGCUGCCGCGCACGAGCUGGUGGUGCGCAUCGACCUGGCCGGGGCGUGCGCACGCUGCCUGGCGCAGCCCGGCACCGCCAUGCGUCUCGAGGUCGGCCACACGGCCAUGGAGCUCACGCUGUCGCAUGCCAAGCACCCUGAGCAGCAAGAGCAUGAGCCGUGCGCACACCUGAUCGUGCCGCUGCCGCUGCCGGUUGUGGCCGGCGGGGGGCACGCCAAGCUCAACCGCGACGCCAACACCCUGACCGUCACCGUGGAGACGCUCGCCAGGAAAAACGCCCUGUCGGCCGGGCGGCGCGAGCGUAGUGGCACACCGCUCGUGCGAGAGGUGGGGCAGGUGGACGCACAGGGCAGUCAAGCAGACAGACAACAACCGGACACUCAAGCAGACGGGCAACAACCGGACACUCAAUCGGAUGGGCAACAACCGGACACUCAAUCAGACAGACAACAACCGGACACUCAAUCGGAUGGGCAACAACCGGACACUCAAUCAGACAGACAACAACCGGACACUCAAUCGGAUGGGCAACAACCGGACACUCAAUCAAACGGACAACACUCGGACACUCAAGCAGACAGGCAACAACCGGACAGUCAAGCAGACAGACAACAACCAGACACUCAAGCAGAUAAACAACAACCGGACACUCAAGCAGAUAGACAACAACCGGACACUCAAGCAGAUAGACAACAACCGGACACUCAAGCAGACAAUCAACAACUGGACACUCAAGCAGACAGACAACAACCGGACACUCAAGCAGACAGACAACAACCGGACACUCAAGCAGACAGGCAACAACCAGACACUCAAGCAGACAGACAACAACCGGACACUCAAGCAGACAGGCAACAACCAGACAGUCACCCAGACGGACAACAAUCUGACACUCAAGCAGACAAUCAACAACUGGACACUCAAGCAGACAGACAACAACCGGACACUCAAGCAGACAGGCAACAACCAGACACUCAAGUAGACAGACAACAACCGGACACUCAAGCAGACAGGCAACAACCAGACAGUCACCCAGACGGACAACAAUCUGACACUCAAGCAGACGGACAACAAUCUGACACUCAUGCAGACGGACAACAAUCUGACACUCAAGCAAACGGACAACAAUCCGACACUCAAGCAGACGGACAACAACCGGACAGUCACCCAGACGGACAACAAUCUGACACUCAAGCAGACGGACAACAACGGGACAGUCACCCAGAUGGACAACAACCGGACAGUCACCCAGACGGACAACAAUCCGACACUCAAGCAAAACAACGAGAUACUCAACCAGAGCAACUGGCCACUGCACCGGAUAUGAACAACAAUUGGACACUCAACCACGUGAGCAAUCAGAGAAACAAACAGACACUCAACCAGAACAUGGCAAGCCAGAUGAGCAACCACCAGACACUCAACCAGAUGAACAACAACCAGACACAAAGUCAGAACACCCAGACACUCAAGAAGAACUAGACACUCAACCAGAUGAGCAACAACCAGACACAAAGUCAGAACACCCAGACACUCAAGAAGAACUAGACACUCAACCAAAAAAACAAAUGGACACUCAACCAGAUGGACAACCAGGCACUCAACCAAAACAACUCCCCACUCAACCAGAUGGACAACCGCAGACUCCACCCGAUGAGCGAGGGGGUGACGACGGUGGUGCCCAUGGGUUCGAGAUACUGAGCAGCGACCCCAGCGACCAUGUGACUCGCUGUCCAAUCCAAUUCCAGAACGACCUGCUGUUUGAGCUGGACUGAGAGGGCCAGCACUCCCCUGCGUGGAGUUUGUGUGUUGUCCCCCUGUCCUGCAUGGGCUUCUUCCGGGAUAACAACCCCCCCCCACACAAGUGGAACUAGUAUUCAUAUUCUUAGGUUUUUUUCCGGUAAAGUCACGUAGGUAAAAAAUUGUAAUUAAUAAAAGUAAA